CAAGACGCAGCAUGCCUGACAGGGUUUGUGUGAGACGUGGGCAAUGAAAGUGUCAGCAGAGCGAACUGCCUGAUUUCUUUUUUUUUUAACAAUGGAUUACUAUGAGCAGCGCAUUGUGUUUGACUAUGACAACAGCACUGAAGGGUCCGCGUUCGACGAUCUGGAAGGACUCUGUGAUAUCGCGCUAAGUGCUGAUUUCCAAAGGAUUUUUCUCCCUGCUGUUUACGGAAUUAUCUUCGUUUUGGGCGUCGUGGGUAACGGACUCGUGGUCCUAGUGAUGGGCUUUCAAAAGAAGUCGACAAACAUGACUGACAAAUAUAGGCUCCAUCUCUCCGUCGCGGACCUCCUGUUCGUCCUCAGCUUGCCGUUCUGGGCCGUGGAUGCGGCGAGCACCUGGUAUUUCGGGUGGUUCCUGUGCAAAGCCGUGAACAUGAUCUACACCGUCAAUCUCUACAGCAGCGUGCUCAUCCUCGCGUUCAUCAGCCUCGAUCGAUACCUGGCUGUCGUGCACGCGACCAACAGCCAGUCGAAGAGGAGGCUGCUCGCGGACCGGAUGAUCUAUGUUGCGGUUUGGCUGCCUGCGAUGCUGCUCACCGUGCCGGACCUCGUGUUCGCGAAAGUCCGGAGCAGCGGCACCGGGGACAUUUGCGAACGAAUCUACCCGAGCCACGCUAACGUCUGGAAGGCGGCGUUUCGUUUCCAGCACAUUAUAGUGGGCUUCGUGCUGCCCGGAUUGGUCAUUCUCGUCUGCUACUGUAUGAUCAUCUCACGGCUCUCCACGGCCUCCAAAGGCCAGACGCUGAAGAGAAGAGCGCUAAAGACCACGGUCAUCCUCAUCCUCUGUUUCUUCACCUGCUGGCUGCCAUACUGUGGGGGAAUCCUUGUGGACACGCUGAUGAUGCUCAAUGUGAUCGCUCCCAGCUGCUACCGGGAACAGACCCUCCAGAGGUGGAUCUUCCUGACGGAGGCGCUGGCGUUCUUCCACUGCUGUCUGAACCCCAUCCUCUACGCCUUCCUCGGGGUGAAGUUCAGCAAGUCGGCCCGCAGCGCGCUGAGCACCAGUAGCAGGUCCAGCCUGAAGAUGCUCACCAAGAAGCGCGGUCCAAUCUCCUCCGUGUCCACGGAGUCCGAGUCCUCCAGCAUGCCUUCCAGUUAACGCGCACUCUGUACUCCCCCUCACAACCCGGGGACUGAGUUUCAUCUCUUCAAGGAUGGAACUACAAAUUGUACAUAGUUGUAAACACUUCGUAAUGUAAAAAUGUUGGACUUACACAUUUUUAAGUUGUUUUUUUUUUUUACUCUUUAUCUCUAUUUAAUCUUUUUAGCUUUUUUAUUUCUUUAAAACAUUUUGAGUGUAUAGGCUGAGCCUAAACUGUUGUCUCUGAUAGUAAUACUGUGUGGGGAAUUCAAUGCAGGAAAAGAGUUUUUUCUAUCCACUGUGAACUGUGUGAGUCAGAAUGUCUUAUGUAAAUUAUUUGUACAAAGACUUGCUUUUUUAUUGUGUGUAGGCACUUAGUUUUGGUUGUUUCUGCUUUUAUUUAUUAAAACGGUAGCUCACACUGGGAGGUUUUUCUGUGUUUUUGUAUAAUUUCAGAAGUGUUGAGUUUUUUCACGCACUGCCUUUAAUAAAAAGCCUUGAAGUCUUCUA
Molecule: messenger RNA, 1648 nt
Organism: Electrophorus electricus (electric eel)
Lineage: Eukaryota; Metazoa; Chordata; Actinopteri; Gymnotiformes; Gymnotidae
Gene: cxcr4b
Product: chemokine (C-X-C motif), receptor 4b
Biological process (GO): positive regulation of cytosolic calcium ion concentration; G protein-coupled receptor signaling pathway; calcium-mediated signaling
Cellular component (GO): membrane; external side of plasma membrane
Molecular function (GO): C-C chemokine binding; C-C chemokine receptor activity
Source: RefSeq, a predicted model, not a curated record